UUAAUCCAUCUGAUUGUUCAACAAGCCAACCUUGCGACUGGGUUGGUUUGCAGACUGCUGUCGAAUCAUACCUAUGGUGGAGGCUCCUGUCAGCUGUACACAAGGGCACAGCAGCCAAAAUGGCCCUCAAUUCAGAAGACGACAGCGACGAUGACGAACUGAUAUACCAACACACGUCGAGCGACGAACACGGAUCCCCAUCCGACGACGACGAUGACGAUGAUGCGGGCCGGGACGGAAGCGGUGAAGUUCACACGCCGACAUUCACGCACAACUUCGCCCCGCCCUACUACGGCCGACCACCCACCCCGCUGCCCCCCUCGCCGUCGCUGACGUCGCUGCUGCGCCCCUCGCGGCCAAACACCCCCGACGCGUCCGACGACGAGCUGGAGCCGGUACCGCGGGCGACGCCGCAGGUCCCGACGUACGAAUACUACGGCUUCGUGCUAUACGUGCUGUCGUGGGUCGCGCUGCUCAUCUACCUACUGUGGGCCUUUUUGCCAUCGCCCGUGCUGCACGCCGUCGGCAUCUACUACUACCCGAGUCGGUGGUGGGCCCUCGCCGUUCCCGGGUUUCUGGUCAUGCUCAUCGUGUACAUCUACGUUGCGCUGGCGCUUUACAACACGGAGUUUUUGACGCUCCGGCUGGAAUCGAUCGAGACGGUUGUGGACACUGCCGGCAAGAUCGCUGCUGUCGAUGCGCGGGGCAGGUUGAGGCCGAGGACUGAUGGACUCGGGGCUGGGAAGUGGGCUACCGGUGCUCCUGGUGGAGGACUGGGUAUUCAGGGAGGUAAUGAUGAGGAUGAUGGCGUCACAACGCCGGGCGGGAUUGACUGGAGGUCAAUAUGGAACGAAGGCACCGAUGCGGUGAUGGAUGUGCCAUUGGCUGGUGUCAAUGAGAUAUUAUAUGGUUAUAGGCACGGCGACGACGAGAGUGUAAAUCAUGUUGGAUAAUAUCUGGGCAUGCGCCUGGGAAUAAUUACCUCUGUUUACACCCCUAACCCUACCUGUACUGUCCAACACUUGUACCCAUGCUCCACUCACCACCACGAAGUAAGACAGGCAAA
Messenger RNA from Pyricularia oryzae 70-15, 1066 nucleotides. RefSeq names its product PIG-P domain-containing protein. Lineage: Eukaryota; Fungi; Ascomycota; Sordariomycetes; Magnaporthales; Pyriculariaceae. The transcript has a single exon. The record is from RefSeq and is a predicted model, not a curated record. Bases 120 to 953 code for a protein of 277 amino acids.